AUGACUGGAGCGUGUCCAAGGGGGUCCCGGCUUGAGCAGCCCCUACAAGAUCCCCCACGUGGCGGGGGAAAGUACGGGCUAAGGGAGCUACCCCGGCGGGCGCAUCCGACACGGGUGCCAACGGCGACUCAAGCGAUUCUGCCAAAGUCACGCAGGAUCCUCGGGACCCUGGACCAAAACUGCUCGGAAAGCUCCGCGUGGCCCCACACACCGCCAGCUGCAAGUUCGCCACCACCUCGCACGCCUCCGCCAGAUUCAGAACCCGGCACAUGGUCAGCAUGGGGUCUCUCCCCGCGCGAGUGGGGGGAGGUGCAGUCGGCGCUUCGCGUGGAUACGCCGUCGGCCAGCCUGGAGUUCGGCCAACAGACAAGCGCGGCGCAGAGAAGCCGAGGACCUGACGGGGGGUACGGAAUUGAGUCCCUCCCCUCUCGCACAGGCCGAUACUUGCUCAGCGUUGGCGCGCGCAGAGGAGCAACCUGGCCUGGGUCCGCGGCGAAGGGGGGACCGUUGGAUCCUGCUGGCGCCCAUUACCGCCACGACCUCCGCCAUUCCGCCGGCCUCGCCGGCCGCCCGAACCUGCCGAUUGAGGACGCGGGGGGGUCUGCUCGCGACGCCCCGAAUCCCAGCGACGUCCAGGCGACCCCCUCCCCCUCGUCACCGGAGAUCGCCGCGGAGACUGUUGCGCGGGGGAUCGCGCUCGGGGUGAGCGCUGGCCUGCCCGACCACGAGGAGACGGGUGGCGAGGAGAAUGAGGACGCCCAGGGGAUCGCCGAUCGCCCUCACCCCGCGGAUGAGCCUCGCGAUGCUCAGGAGACGGGCGCCGAGGAGAGGGCUGCCGCGGAGGCUGACGCAGAGGCGAGCGCCCGCGCUCCUGCCGUGGCUGACCGUCCGGGCGGUUCGACGCAACACGCGCAGGGGCCCACGAAUACUCCGGCGAGCCGACGCCAGCGCGCCGACAGAACGAGGACGAGGUGGACGUGGCGCCACAGGCAGGGCACGUGGGAGCCGCGGGAGGGAGAGGAACGCGGGGUAUCCGCGUGGGACGCGGCAGCAGCCGCCGCGGACGACGAGGGAACGGGAGAGGACGAAGAGGUGGAGGAGCACGCGGCACGAAUCGGCGCCGCACCGGCGCAAGCGGUUACGCGAGAACUGCCGAACGGCUAA
Closterium sp. NIES-65 is the source of this 1164-nucleotide messenger RNA. The record is from the annotation of a GenBank genome assembly. NCBI's taxonomy places the organism in Eukaryota, Viridiplantae, Streptophyta, Zygnematophyceae, Desmidiales, Closteriaceae.